Messenger RNA from Cygnus olor (mute swan), 6078 nucleotides. It is a transcript of the gene WIPF3, whose product is annotated as WAS/WASL interacting protein family member 3. The record is from RefSeq and is a predicted model, not a curated record. Lineage: Eukaryota; Metazoa; Chordata; Aves; Anseriformes; Anatidae. Gene Ontology annotation, molecular function: actin binding. The transcript is spliced from 8 exons. Bases 229 to 1590 code for a protein of 453 amino acids.
GGUCGCUGCUGCCGCCCACAGCUGGCGAGGGACUUUGCCCAAUGUGAGGUGGAAAGAUUCAGUUUGCUGUGCCAUCAGUUACCAGCUUCCACGUACAAACUAAAGUACAAGAAGCUCAGUGUGGGACCCCUACAGAGGACUGUUUUUCUUUCUCCUCCCUUCCUUCCCCUCAAGGACAUAGACUUUGGCUAUAUUUUUCAUAACUGCGUGAAGCUAGAAAUCUAACGGAUGCCUGUGCCGCCGCCGCCACCACCGCCUCCUCCACCGCCUCCACCGCCUUCUGGAGGGCCCCCUCCACCACCACCUCUGGCAAGUUCAGAACUACCAAAAUUGCGAAAGGAAGACCAAAAAGCACGAAAUGCACUGUUGGCUGAUAUCCAGCAGGGAACUCGCUUAAGGAAAGUGACUCAAAUCAAUGACCGAAGUGCACCGCAGAUUGAAAAACCCAAAGGAGCUAACAGAAAUGGAGGUAAUCCAGCCAUUAAUAAAGGUGGUUCUCAGCCCCCUCUGGGGGGCUUAUUUGCUGGCGGCUUUCCUGUUCUCAGACCAGCAGGCCAGAGAGACCUGCCAGCUGGGAGGCCUGGGCAGCUUCCUGGCAUCCGAGCAGUGGCUCCGAAGACCACAGCCCCACCAAACAGCACCGCAAAGGCGGGCAGUAGCCCCCUAAGCCCACCCGAAGGCCCGCGGGCAGCUGUCCUGCCAGAGCCUCCAAGCACCCCACGAGCUGGUGCCACGCGGCCCAGCUUGCCUGCGCCUCCUCCGCCACCUCCAGCUUCCAGCAAACCUUCCCUCACCUUCCCUCCUCCUCCGCCUCUCCCCCCUCUGGCAGACAGGCCUUUCAAGGGGGUAGCCCCCAGCUCCGCUCCUCUGCCCCCGCUCCCUCCUCCUCAGGCUGACAAACCCAAGUUUCAAGUAGGUGCUUCACACCCGCCGCCGCCGCCUCCUCCUCCUCCCCUACCCCCCUGUGGAUUUCCAGCCAGGACAGCCGAUUUCCCUGCUGCUGCUUCCUCUCCAUCCGAAGGAAGGGAUUAUCCACCUCCCACACCGCCUCCACCACCACCUCCUCCUCCUCUCCCCGUGCAUCCUCCUGCCUUGAACAGGCUCUCCUUUCCAACCCCCCCAGCCUUCACCGGCACUGCCGGCAGCGGUGACGUGCCCCCACCACUGCCCCCCAAGUCCCCGCACUUGCUGUCCCAUUUGCACAAGCCCGCUAUUCAGUCGCUCCCUCUUCCUCCCACCCCACCCCUUCCUCAGCCAGCGGCAGUGGUGGAGACCAGGAAGAAGAGAGCGGGCCGAGGCGGAGGACCUGGUGCUGGGAAGCUAGCUGUUCCUCCACAGCCACCAGCCAGAUCACCAACGACUGAACUUACGAGCAAGUCUGGAGUCUCAGCCUGGGCAGUUCAUGACCCCUACCCACCUCUUAAAAAUGGAAAUAUGCAUAUCAUUGAUGACUUUGAAUCUAAAUUUACUUUCCAUUCCGUGGAGGAUUUCCCCCCACCUGAUGAAUUCAAGCCAUUUCGGAAAAUAUAUCCCAGCAAGAUAGCUAGAGAUCCCUCUAAAAAUCCGCCAUUAAGAACACACGUGAGAUGAGAAGAGUCGUUCUGAUGCUUUCUGGAUUGGUAUUAAAAAUGGAGAACAUCAAGAUAACAUAUGGAAACAGAAGGGGUCCCAUUAGAGUGGCAGAGAUUAUAUUUGAAUCACAAGUGCUGCAACGUUAACAUUUUUAUAAAUUGGAAGAGAGAUGUAAAUGAUACUUUUUGAAGUACUUUGUGGCCUACGUACCACAAGAAUGUUAGCACAGGCUUUUAAAUACUGUAUACAUGUGGAUAUUUUUAAGCAAAGAAGCAUAAAAUUUAAAUUCUUUAUAGAGUUCAAACAAUUCUUAUCAUGCUGACAGUUGUUACCUCAAAGAAUACUUUUUGCAUGAUAUGCUUGUAAUUCAUUUUCCCCUUCCAUCUAUAUUUUUAAGUACUUUGGAAAUCCUCCAGUUAUUAUUCAGAUAUUUUUCAAUGAACUGUCUGAAAAUAAUGUGACGCUUUUAGUCUCUCUUUAUGUUUCUUCACUUCUUGUAUUCUGCCUAUCCUCAGAUUGAGCAGAAUGGCACUUUCAUGAACAGGCGGGUCCACAAUCCUCUUCUCAACAAGCGUGAAGAGGACAGAGAUGACAACAGGUUGUGGCUGCUGUUGAGCCUACCUCUACUGAUUACAGAUCCUUAUAGGAUAGUGAACAUGUCUGAAGAAGCCCAGAUGGGUAGGGUGCCUACGGACCUGACAAAGACAACAGAACUUUUACAAACUGGGCAAAGAGGAAGUUGUUCUACUGUAAGCAAAAGUGGUGUAUGUAAAUGCACAUACUACCAAGUGUAUACAUAUGGGCAUGUGUCCUCUCUUUUCCUGCUGGCAAAGAGGAUAUUAUUAACUAUUUGUGUGACAGGUUCUCUUUACCCAGCAAUUAGGAGACCUUGAGAUCAUUUUCAGUUGCAUAUGUUGUAAACAGGCAAGUAGAGCUCCUAUUUUUCACCCAUAGCAGCAGUAAGGAUGCAUUGUCCAAAAAAUAAUAAAAUAAGGAGUCCCUAAAGUGGUGGCUCCCUUGAGUUGAGUUGCUUGGAAAAAGUAAACAAGCCAGGGACGAGACUUGAGAUUUUACUUUUAAUGUGAAGCUGUAGUGAGGUGUUUGGAUCAUUGAUGUUCAGACCAUCAGAUGUCUGCUUCCAGGAACAAUUAUAGAAAUGCAACAUUUCACUGCAUUAGGAGGAAUGUUGCCAGCAGCUUGUGGGCUGAGAAAGCCCAACAAAGGGCCAGUAAGAUGAUGAAGGGACUGCAGCGCCUCUCCUUUGAGGAAAGGCUGAGAGAGCUGGGACUGCUCAGCCAGAAUUUCAUCAAUGUACCUAAAUAUCUGAAGGGAGGGUGCAGAGAGGACAGAGCCAGGCUCUUUUCAGUGGUGCCCAGUGCCAGGACCAGAGGCAAGGCACACAAACUGGAACACAGGAGGUUCCAUCUGAACAUGACAGAACACCUUUUUACUGUGCAGGUAACUGAGCACUGGCACAGGUUGCCCAGAGAGGUUGUGGAGUCUCCCUCCUUGGAGCUACUGGAAUGGCUCCACGUGGCCUGUGCAACCUGCUGAAGGUGGCCUUGCUUGAGCAGGGGUGGGGGUGGACCAAAUGACCUCCUGAGGUCCCUUCCAUCUUCAUCCAUUCUGUAAUUUCCCCAUUUUACAGUUUAAUUGGGUUCAGCAGCUUGAAUAAUUGCACUGCUAUUCUGGCCUAACAGCCAGGCUAUUUAUGAGUUAUUGUACUAUUUAUUUAUAUAAAUACCAUAAUUCCCCUCAUCUGCAGCUGUUAAAAACAUAGAUGGUAGGUGAAGAUCCUUCCUCAUGGCAAUGCCUUUGAAUAACAGCAUUUGGAAAAGAAAGGUAACUACAUCCUUGCAUAGCUCUGCUUUUCUCUUAGUUCUUGCAACAGCUUGGUUACGCUGUGACUCCUACUCCCCACCCCACAAGCAUGCUGAUGGUGUAGCGAUGGUGUAAGGGUAAGAAGCAUUUGAAACUCUUGCCUAUAGGGCUCCAAAGAAGCAUCAUCAGUCUUUUUCUAGCCUAUUAUGAUACCUUGCUUUUCUUCAUGUGAAAAGAAAACAAAAUAAGUGAUGCUUUGACCAGUACUUACUGUCACCAGUAUUACAGUUACUUGAUAAGUAUGCAUGAGUUCAGUAAUAAACAGGGGUCAGCAUAUGUAUUGCUUCUCAAAAAAGUGGGAAAGUUUAAUACUGCUUUAAAUAAUAUUUUGUUAUAUUGUUUUUAAAGGUUGAUGUACGGCUAGUUCUCAUCUGUUCUGCAACUUGUGUAUAACUCUGUAAUAAGUACCUUCUAAGGAUUUUAAAUCUAUUUAAUGCUCAGACCACAUGCCAGAAGAUACCUAACAAAACAAAAUUUAUUUCUGUUUUUAUUUUGAUUAGGGUGUUUUAGAAAGAAACAUCUUUUAGAGAUUAAACUACAAAGCCUGUGCAUAUUUGUAAGUGUUGGUGUAGUGUUAUUUCAUACAUGUUAAAUCCUUGUUGUUCAAGAUCCAUUGAAGCUUCAGAAGUUCCCAGUACUUGGAUGUACAGAGAAUCACAGGGGCUAAUUCCACAGCUGUGCUCAACACCACUGGAACUUUCAGGCCAGGAGGGCACUCUGGUUUUCUCAAAGUUGUAGGACUAGUGAUUGCCCCCGAGCAUGUUGCUGUAGCACAGUUGGUUGGUUUUUGUUGUUCCCUUUUUUUAAUUCACUACCUAGUAUCUUACUUUUGCUUCAGCUAUUAGAAACACUCUCCAGAUCACUGUGCUCAAAACAAUUAGUUCUGUCAUAAAAACUGUUCCUAAUAAGGACAAAUUCCAACAAGAUAAUUGCAGAUGUUUGUUUCUUCCAGUGGGCAAAUAUUACAUUUUUAGCAGGAACACCCUCUUUUUCCAUCUUGCCUCCCUCCCACCUCUAAAAUUUCAGAGAACUGAGCUGUGAAAAGAGCUGUGUGAGAUGGUGUAUCCUAAUCUCUGCCCUCUAGCUGGGAUAAGUAUUUUAUUCAUUUUUGCUUUGUUCACAAACAUCCAGCUACUCCUUUUAUGACACAAAGCAUUCAGCAAGCAACAGCUAUAGAAGCAGCUUUGAAGUUCAGCUUGGUAUGUGUGUGUUAAGGGUACUUUGAUUAGGAGUAUCUUCAUUCAAAGCACCCACAAGUGGAUUUCAUGGGAAAUCCAUUUACUUGAGUUGUCAGCAUGUUGUUCUUUCAUGUUCUUCAUCCACUGCAAUACUCACUGAAAUUAAUUGUGCUCCUUGCAGUUGCUACUCUACCCAGGAAGAAAGUAGUUUUAGGUUUACUUGCCUAUUUUCUCCUUCCCUUGUCUCCAGUUUUACAAUACAGAGGCACAGAAGUUGAAAUGAGGGAUAAAGACCUGGCCAAGUAGAGCUGUUCCUAUAAUAGAGCCUGGGAGGAUUACAGUGUGAAGGGGAAGAUAAUUAUGUAGGCCAUAUGAGACACUGUCUUAACGUUUGUUUUGUGCAAGUGAAAAGGACACACUUUUCUCCUCCGAUUGUCAGUUGUCAUAUAAGUCAAUACCAAGGUAAUGAAUAGAACAAUUUUUAAAAAUAAUAAAGUAAAUCAGUGAAGACAGUGUGUCAAUAUUGCAAUUUCCUUAAUUUCAGUUUCAACUUGUGGUGUUUCUGCAUCUUGAGGAGCUUUUUGUUUUUUAGUACAAAAGUCUGGUUCAUCACUAUCCCCUUCCCUGAACAAUGAAGAAUUUUAACCCCAUAUACUAACUUCUAUUUAUUAAAAACAUGGACUUUUCUGUCACUCCUGUUAAGUUAACUGUCUUAAUAUGACACAGGAAACAGUGUUUACUGGUUUAAUUCUUAAAAUAUUUGCCCCGUCUCACUUCUAGAAGAAGAAAAUACACAAAAGGUAGGUCUGUCUGUAAGACUGCCAAGUCUCAAGCACGCUGCAGAACUGCACGUCAUGGAAGGAAGCAUAAGACGCCCAUUUCUAAACUUAACCAGGCCCAUCAGUAAGCCAGGGGUACUUAGUGGGUUCAUCAGCUGUGUACACUCAUCACUGAGAUCACCAGUAGCAGUUCUCCAUUACAAGGCAGAAAGAGGGAGAACAGACGGUUUUUGAUCAAUCUCUUCCCACAAAAAUAUUCCAAAUUUAUAGCUUGUAUAUAAAUACAACACCUUAACAAUGGUGUCUUAAGAGCCAAUAGGUUGUGUGUACAUGUCUUAGGCAUUCAGCCUGGCUCUGCAUUGCAGUACUUGGCACUAGGGCAGUAGCCAGGUACAUUACAAACACACAAAGUUUCCGAAGCUGGGAGCAGGCAAAGGCAAAACUUAUCCUGGGGAACCCAAUUCUGGUCAUUUGCACAGGCACAAUGCCAGAUGCUGAGCUACUGUUACCAGAUACACCAGUACAAGACCAGUACAGCAAGGUCAAGAAGCAGGACUUACCUUCCUGCCUCCCCUCAAAACUGGGAUUUCAACUCUACCAUUCUUUGUAUGAAUUAGCAAGAAGAGAAAAAUGCAAGUCAGCUUUGCUGCAAGCCUAGACCUGAGCAA